Molecule: messenger RNA, 625 nt
Organism: Branchiostoma floridae (Florida lancelet)
Lineage: Eukaryota; Metazoa; Chordata; Leptocardii; Amphioxiformes; Branchiostomatidae
Product: solute carrier family 22 member 4-like
Exons: 2
Coding region: 37-588 (183 amino acids)
Source: RefSeq, a predicted model, not a curated record
AGGCUCGUUGUAGUCUUGGCGGAGACCUUACCGAAGAUGGAGUACGAAGAGAUUCUACGGCAUCUUGGAGAUUUUGGUCCAUUUCAGCGACGAACAGCGUUGUUACUGGUCCUGGGAACCAUCCAGAAUGGGAUGCACGUUGCCGUCAUGACGUUCAUCGGUGCCAUACCCAACCACCACUGCCUGGUCGCAGAGACGGGUUUCUCGGCCUUCAACACGACCUGGCCCGAGGCGCUCAACCUCACCAUCCCGAUGGAAGAGGUGGACGGGACGUGGAGGCUCAGCAGCUGUAGGAGAUACAGCAGUGGUGCCAUCUCCAUGAACUUCAGUACAACAGGGUGCCCUGAGGACUGGCAACAAGGCAACUCGACCGCCGUUGACUGUAACCGCGAAUGGGGCCAAGUGAAUAGGAGUACCACCAGCUGUACUGAAGGGUGGGAAUACGACAGGAGCCAGUAUCACAGCAGCGUAGUCAUGCAGCACGACUUGGUGUGUGAGAGAGCCUGGCUACGAGAGUUGGCACAGUCCAUAUUCAUGGCGGGGGUGGCCACCGGAGGUUUUGUCUCCGGAGUCCUAUCUGAUAGGUAAGUCAGUUACGCUUUACCAUUCACAUGAUUGAGUCAUG